AUGGGCGUACGCGCUCACAGCUCGCGCGACACGGCGCCGUACGGUGUCGACGAGUACUACCGCAAGGUAGCGGCAACAUACCGAAACCCGUUCUUCGCAGGCAUCAAGAAGGUCGUGUGGACACUUAUGGCGCGGUGGUGGGACGAGGAAGGCGGCGUGUGGGGUCCAGGAGGGUCGAGGGUGGGCGACACGCUGCGCGUGCUGGAUAUGGCAGCAGGGAGCGGCGAGGCAACCCUCUGCCUCCUCGAGUGGGAAGCGGCCGGCAAACGCGCCUCGCUCAGCAGCACCCCGUCCUCACCUACAAAAUCGCCUCCGCGCCUGCCCCUCUCUGUGCAGAGCACGCUGCCCGUCCGACCGGCGUUCACGGGCACCAGUACACGCCGGCGUCCCGCUUCUGGCGCCGACAAUGCCGCCAUGCCGUCCUUUCCGCGCGCAGCACCCCCACCGCACAGCGGCACGGCCGGGUCAGCGCGCACGGCGACCCCGCGCCCACGCGUCUUCUCGGCCGGCACGCCGCCGCCAUUACCGCGCGCACUGGUCAUGGACAUUAUCGCCACAGACCCAUACACCUCCCCGGCCUACUUUGCACGCACGUCCCGCGUGUGCCACCCCCUGUCGUUCGCCGACCUGGCGGCCGGCCGCCUCCCGCCCUCCCGGGCGCGCGACGCAAUGGAGGUCGACGACAGCGGGCCCGAAUGGGACAUGAUCGUGUGCUCCUUUGCGCUGCACCUGCUCACCGAGGCGAGCGAGCUGGCUGCGCUGCUCGACGAGCUGAGUCGACGCGCGACUUGGCUCGUCGUCGUCGCGCCACACCGGGAACCAGAGCCAAGGCUAUCGCCGCGCACCGCCGCACGGCGAGAACGCGAGCGCGAACCGGACCGCGACCGGGACGAAGACGACGAGACCGAGCUCGAGAUAGUGAGGGACAAGUGA
Molecule: messenger RNA, 933 nt
Organism: Apiotrichum porosum
Lineage: Eukaryota; Fungi; Basidiomycota; Tremellomycetes; Trichosporonales; Trichosporonaceae
Exons: 6
Coding region: 1-933 (310 amino acids)
Source: RefSeq, a predicted model, not a curated record